ACUGCUGCAACCAAGAUGUCGUUUGAUUCAAAAGUUGUGAUUGUUACUGGCGCUAGUUCUGGCAUUGGCGCAGCAAUAGCUAUUGCGUUUGCUAAAGAGAGUGCUAAUGUCAUAAUUGUAGGACGAAAUGAAGAAAAUUUGCGAAAAGUAGCAAAGCAGUGUGAAAUCAACAAUCGUAUUCCAUAUGUUAUUAAUGCCGAUAUAACUAAUGAGAACGAUACAAAAAGAAUAAUUGAUGAAACUAUAAAUAAAUUUAAUAAACUCGAUAUUUUGGUAAAUAACGCUGGUAUCCUACGUACUGUUGAUCUUUCUAAAGAUGAUAAUAUUAUGGAAAACUACGAUGAAGUUAUGAAGACCAAUGUUCGGUCUGUUGUGGAUUUGACAAGGCUGGCAACACCAUUUCUGAUUCAAAGUAAAGGAAAUAUUAUUAAUAUAUCAAGUAUCUCUGGAAGAAAAGUGUUUAGGGGCCAAAACACACUUUACUGUAUGUCAAAAGCAGCUCUGGAUCAUUAUAUGAGAGGUAUGGCUAUUACUUUAGGAAAAUAUGGUGUACGAGUAAAUAACGUGAGUCCUGGUCCGGUAAAGACAGAUAUUUUUGCUCGAGCUGGUAUUACAGCGUCCUUUGAAGAAAUGGGAUUUAAAACCCUGCUAGACCGCUUGGGUGAGCCUGAAGAAAUCGCAGAUAUAGUAAUAUUCUUGGCAAGCGAUAAAGCAAAAGGUGUAACUGGUUCAAUCUAUACAUCAGAUAAUGGCUACCUACUUUGUAUGCAACAAUAAGAACAACAUAAUUUGUGAUAACAUAACUUUAUUUGAUUUUUCAAAAGAGUUAACGUAAUAAAUAAUGCUUGGUUGAUUG
Molecule: messenger RNA, 856 nt
Organism: Leptidea sinapis
Lineage: Eukaryota; Metazoa; Arthropoda; Insecta; Lepidoptera; Pieridae
Product: 3-oxoacyl-[acyl-carrier-protein] reductase FabG-like
Exons: 1
Coding region: 16-777 (253 amino acids)
Molecular function (GO): oxidoreductase activity
Source: RefSeq, a predicted model, not a curated record